GCUAAAACUUGGACUUUCUUCUCCACUGCUGAUUUGUGAAAGUGGAGACCAAUAAUGCGCAUUGUCACUGUUAUUGCAUCACAACUUUGUGCAAAAAAAUGUGUUAGUGAGAGCUGAAGAAAUCUUGGAGAAGGAAGAGAUGACCAGCGAAAGGCCCGAUUAUGAUUCUGUAGAGCAUCUUUGGGAGUUGCAUGCUAGGAUUUUAGCAAGAUAUGGAGGUGAAGAUGCGGAUACAGCUGAUCUGCACCAGAAAGUGAACUCUUUUUCAUCCAAGUUCAAAUUUCUGUCGAUGUUUCUUGGUUAUACUCAAAGGUGGAGUGAUGCCCAUGAAGUUGUGCCCAACUUGGAUUCCCUGCUGAUCAAAAUUGCAAUUGCGGCUCAGGCAUUCAGGGAAGAACUUCUUAAUAUUACUUGUGUUUACCAACCAACUCACUUCUUCCUUGCUACAUUUACUGGUCUAAAUGAAAAGAUUGAACUGUUGAAGCCAGAAAUCAGUGAAGCUUACCUCCAACAUUUGUCCAGCCACAACUUUCACCCUCUCCCACCCAGUGCUCAAACCUCUGACUGGCAUCCAUUUUUGGUAUUGGUGAUGAAGAAUCUGUCGUUUAUCCGGAAGGAGUAUAACUUGGUUGGUCCCCUUUGGAAACGUAUGAAAGCUUUCAAUAAGAACCUGAAAUCCUUCCUACGCUUUAUAAUAAAUACUGAUUUCCCUCAUUGUGAAGUGGUUAUCCAAGCGGCACAUGUUUGCUGUUGGUUUUUUUAUACAGGAAUGGAUCAAAACGGUAUGGCUAUGUUGCUUGCCGAUCUGCAGCACAAGAUUGAUCUUGCUUCUCCAGAAUUCUUCGAAAGGAUUCUGGAAUUUCUGCAACACCAUCAGAAGUAUAAUGUUGACUUUGUCCGGGAAAUGCUACAUGUUUCCGGGACAUCUGGGCUUGAAAAUAGGUUGGUAUCCUUGUUAACCUGUGCCCUAAAAUCGAUGGAGACAAAGAAGCUGGAUUUGCAUUGGUUUUCUAAGCAUAUUAAACCCCUGUUUGUGGAAGCCAGAUCUCUCGGAGAUACAACUUUGGAAGCAUGUAAAACUGGCCAUGUCGUUUUAUUUGCAAGGAUUUGGUUUCUCGAGGCUGAGAUUUUCCUCAAGGAACAACAGCCUGGUGGCAGCAGCACCCUCCUCUCACUCUCAAUCAAGGAUCAAGUCAAAUUCCUAUAUGAUGAGUCGAAUUUUCUGAGAGAAUCUCUCACUCCACAGGAGAAGUUGGAAAAUCAGAUGUUGGAGCUUAUUGAACAAAUACCUAAGCAGGUGGAUUAUCUUUACGAAUCUUCUCAAUCUCAUGCCAAGGGAUUCAUACCAAGCAAGAUAAGGGAUGUACUUUAUAAGUUUCUUGUCCAGAUGAUGCUUUUCAGCACAAAGGAACUUUUGUCGAACUUAAUCAAAAGUCAUGAAAGUUUCACGUUCCUUAUGAAGCGGCAAAUUGGAACUCUCCAUGAGGAACUCACAAUGGUGAUCGAAAUUGUCUUCAAUCAAUUUAAAGAAAUCACAGAGGAUGAGAGACUCACCUUGACAUGUAUUGAAGAAUUGGCUUCUGGAGUCACAUCUCUUUGUAAUUCUUUUCCAGCUGAUGAAAUCACUGAAGAAGCUAUGAAUAAAAUGGGUCUUUGGCUAUUUGAUUUGCUCGAAAGGGUUCAGACUUUGCAGGCAAAGCUUAAAGAGCUUUAUCUUCAAGUUCCAAUGUUAAAUUUCCCCAAGACCCCUGCACUAGGCUUCAUUGAGUUUCUACAGCAAAAAUUAAAACAGUUGCUGAAGUGGAAUCCUGAUUCAGUCGCACAUUUGACCAAUCGUAUUGAAACCAUUUCUGAGGAUUUUGAGUUCUUGAUAUCUCAUUUAAUAGAUUUCAAAGAGAAGGGCGUAGAGAAUCACGGACGAAAGGAACUUUGUACCCGUCUUAUUCAUGUGGCGCAUGAGGCAGAAUAUGCCAUUGAUUCGUUGGUGGUCAAAAGUGGUGAUGAAUGGAACCAAUUUCUGUGGCUUUAUCACAUCUCAGAAGAGAUCAGACUCAUUAAGAUGCAGGUCAGACCAUUUCAAGGCAAGGCCAUUGCUGUGGGAGUCCAGAAUGCUGUCCAGACUACAAGGCAUGAGAUUCCACGGACUAGAGCCACUGGAACUAGUGAAGAUGUGUUGAUUCUCAAUGAUCAGCAGAAAGAAAUAGUUAAUCUACUUAAAAGAGAAUCAACGCAUAGAGAUGUUAUCUCCAUUGUUGGAAUGCCUGGAAUCGGUAAAACAACUUUGGCUAACCAAGUGUAUAAUGACCCCGAAAUUGUUGGUUCCUUCCAUAUUCGUGCAUGGUGUUAUGUUUCACAAGUAUACACCAAAAGAGACUUGUUACUUGAAAUUUUGAGCCAUAAUCAGCCCAAUGAUAAGAUCCAUGCAAUGGAAGAUGAAGAUUUGGAAUUGCUGUUGUAUCAAAGCUUGAGAAGAAAUCGGUACCUUAUCUUUUUGGAUGACGUGUGGGAUAUUGGGGUUUGGGAUAACUUACAGUGCUCUUUCCCAAAUGACCAAAAUGGAAGUAAAAUUUUGAUAACCAGCCGGCUUUCUGAUGUGGUUUCUAAAGUUACACCGGAAAGUGAUCUUGUUAAACUUCGUCCACUCUCCGAUGAUGAAAGUUGGGAGUUACUAAGGAUGAAGAUAUUUCCUGAAAAACGCUGCCCUGAGAAAUUACGGGAAGUUGGAAGGGAAAUUGCUGAAAAAUGUCAAGGACUGCCUCUUUCAGUCGUUGCAAUUGCAAGUCUCCUUAAAGGGAGAAAAAUGAAACCAGAAUCAUGGAAACAAAUUGUACGAAGUUUAAAUCCACGCAUCAUCGAUGAUCCUCAGACACGAUGCAUGGAAAUCUUUGAACUGAGUUACAAGAAUUUGCCAGAUUAUCUCAAAGCAUGCUUUCUUUACCUUGCAGUAUUUCAAGAAGAUAAGGAGAUUCCAGUUCAAAAAUUGACAUGGCUAUGGAUGGCUGAAGGCUUUAUCCAGGAGAAAAAUUCAAAGAGCUUGGAGGAUCUUGCGGAGGAUUACUUGAUAGAUCUGAUUGGAAGAAGCUUAAUAACAGUUGCCAAAAGGAGGUCGGAUGGCGGAGUCAAAUCCUGCCGACUUCAUCACUUGGUACGUGCUCUGUGCUUGCUAAAAGCCAAAAAAGAAAACUUUUUGGAGUUCAUAACUAGUGAUGACAAACCUUAUGCUUCUUUUGAUGAUGAUCUGGAUUUGGAAGAAUUUGAACCUUCGUACCCCAUGAAUUAUGAUGGAUAUCGACUAAGCAUUUCUACGAGGCGAAAUCACUUUGUUAUGUCGACGCCUUCUGGCUCCUAUGUUCGUACUCUACUGUUCUUUGCCACCGGUGAUACAUAUCCAAGAUGCCCUUAUGAUAUCUCAUUCAUUUCUAGGAAUUUUAAGCUUCUUAAGGUUUUGGAUUUGGAAUGCAUCAAUAUGGGCAAUUUGUUUGCAGCGGGGAUUGAUUUACUUCUUCAUUUGAUUUAUUUAGCUGUGGGUGGGGACAUAGACUGUAUUCCAUCAUCAUUAGCCAACUUAAGGAAUCUUGAAAGUUUCCUUGUCAAGGGAUUGAAAGGCAAAGUUAUAUUACCAGAUGCAAUUUGGCACAUGGCAAGAUUGAGACAUGUUCGUGUAAAAGAUCGUCUUAGCUUCAACUUGAAAGAUCUUCAGGUUGGAAUUUCUACCCAAUUAAAUAACUUGGUCUCUCUCUCCUCGGUAUCUCUUUCUCCUGGGGAACAUGCUGAAGAAAUAAUAAGGAGGUUGCCAAAUGUUCGAAAGUUGAGUUGCAUCAUUUUAAGAUCAAGAAAUUAUUCCGUGGAGUGCAUUGAAUUUCCAAGAUUCGAACGUUUGACCGAGUUGAUGGCACUUAAGAUAUCGUACCGCGGUAAGGGUCUUAAUGUGAGUGCAUUUGACUUCCCCAAGAGUCUUAAGAAGUUGUCUCUGUCAAAUUUCUUCUUGCGAGGGUAUCAUAUUUCGAAAAUUGGGAGUCUAUCAAAUCUUGAGGUUCUCAAACUCCGUUCCAUAGUUUUUAAGCAUACAAAUUGGCGUCUGAUUAAAGGCAAGUUUCGCCAGCUCAAAUGCUUGAAACUAGAGAGUGUAAACAUUGUGAAAUGGAAAGCCAACAGUGAACGCUUGCCUAGUCUUCAGCACCUGGUCUUGCGAAGAUGCGAGAAUCUCAAGAAGGUUCCCGUUGAUUUUGUGAAAAUUGAGACAUUGCAGAUAAUCGAAGUGCAGGGAUGCAGAGAGUCUGUUGAGAUAUCACUUAGGAGACUUAAGGAGGAGGAGCUACAUCAAUAUGGAACUGACAUUCUGAAGGUGCUCAUCAAUCAUUAAGUGGGGAUUUCAAUCUCUGUCCCAGAGAUUCCAUUAACAAGUGAAGAAAAACUUGCAGAGUCUCAGAAGAUCAUGGAAAUGAAUGGGCAGAACUUGCAUCAGGCAGUUCUGGUGUAGUUGAUUCUCUUGCACUUGGAUGAAAAUUUCUCCCAUGUUUGGAUAUUCUGCAUUUCACUUUCCCUUCUAGCUUGAAACAUAUCUAUAUUAUAACACAUUUCAGUUAAGUUUCCUUGUCCGAUUUUUGGAUCAGACCCUUUAUCUGCAUUGUCAUUGUUACCUUAGUGUUAAUACAGGCUUGUACGCGAGGAUGAUGGUAUUAUUGUGAAACAGCUGCAAAAGUUUCCUGUUACCUGUAAAGUUUCUUUUUAUCUGUUUCAUUUGCAAUUGCAGCCUGUAUGCUUCCUGCU
This is a messenger RNA of Coffea arabica (coffee), 4770 nucleotides long. Its product is annotated as putative late blight resistance protein homolog R1A-4. NCBI's taxonomy places the organism in Eukaryota, Viridiplantae, Streptophyta, Magnoliopsida, Gentianales, Rubiaceae. The record is from RefSeq and is a predicted model, not a curated record. Gene Ontology annotation, molecular function: ADP binding. Gene Ontology annotation, biological process: defense response to other organism.